AUGAGUUCAACUGUUUCAACAUCUCGAGGGAUACUUCCACCAGCAACGGCGGGGGUUUCUGGUCCUUUUCUCCAUAGUGAAUCACAGUUUAGUGAAAGUGAUGAGACAGAGUUACUCACUGUAUCAUGGAAUCAGGAUUAUGGUUGCUUUGCUGCUGGGACAAGCCGAGGUUUUCGCAUUUAUAACUGUGAUCCUUUCAAGGAAACUUUCAGACGUGACCUGAAAAGUGGGGGAUUUGGGAUUGUUGAGAUGCUGUUUCGGUGCAACAUUUUGGCACUUGUUGGUGGUAAAGCCAAUAACCAGUAUCCUCCAAAUAAAGUUAUAAUCUGGGAUGAUCAUCAGAGCCGGUGCAUUGGUGAAUUUUCUUUUAGAUCUGAGGUUCGUGCGGUGAAAUUAAGACGGGAUCGCGUUGUUAUUGUUCUUGAGCAUAAGAUAUACAUUUACAAUUUUAUGGAUCUGAAGCUUCUUCAUCAGAUUGAGACACUGGCAAAUCCCAGAGGACUUUGUUGCCUUUCACAUAACUUGAAUACUUCUGUAAUGGCUUGCCCAGGUCUUCGACGAGGACAGGUGCGGAUUGAACAUUUUGGGCUGAAUAUGACUAAAUUGAUUAAUGCGCAUGACACUCAGAUAGCAUGUAUAACCUUGACUAUGGACGGGCUGCUUCUUGCAACUGCUAGUACAAAGGGCACUUUGAUAAGAAUUUUCAACACAAUGGAUGGAACUCGAUUACAAGAGGUACGCAGAGGGGUGGACAAAGCAGAUAUCUAUAGUAUUGCUCUCUCCCCAAAUGUACAGUGGUUGGCAGUGUCAAGUGACAGAGGUACUGUUCAUAUAUUUAGUCUCAAGGUGCGUGUUGGGGAGGACCCAUCAAGUCAUUCCAGUGCCACUCAAAGUCCAGCACUGUAUUACCAGAAUUCUUCAACUUCACUCGAUACUCUUAUUUCUCCAAAUACUGGUGCCAACCCUGGCUCAUCAUUAUCUUUCAUGAAAGGAGUUUUACCAAAAUAUUUCAGCUCAGAGUGGUCAUUUGCUCAGUUCCACUUACCAGAACACACACAAUUCAUUGCAGCAUUUGGAUCCCAGAACAAUGUCAUUAUUGUUGGCAUGGAUGGGAGUAAUAUUGCGUUUUUCUAUCCAGUUUCAGCCUCGGAAAUUCCCCGGUACCUUCAUUACACCUGGACUUAUGUAGCAGAAUUCCGGGAAUUUGAAUCAAGCAUUUGGUUUCAGGGUUAG
Molecule: messenger RNA, 1233 nt
Organism: Ilex paraguariensis (yerba mate)
Lineage: Eukaryota; Viridiplantae; Streptophyta; Magnoliopsida; Aquifoliales; Aquifoliaceae
Source: the annotation of a GenBank genome assembly